GUAGAGAUUGCCUUGCGACGUGUUGAUCCCAGCUUGGCGCUGCCGUAUUGGGAUUCUACACUGGACGAAACUUUACCAAACCCUGCUCAGUCAUGCAUAUGGGGAAAUGAGUUGAUGGGUACCCAAGGAAGUGACGGUUCCGUUAGAACUGGAGCUUUCAGGAAUUGGCUGACGGGCUCUAGGGUUUUCACAAGAAGCAUCGGUACCACCGGUAAUCUUCUGAGAGAUGCUGACAUUCAGAUCAUUUUGAACAGCCCGGAUUUUCGACAACUUCUCGCCUUCACUGCACCGCAGACGGGAUGUCCUAACCCAGCACCAUGGACAGUGCUCGAGUAUGUUCACGGUGGUCCCCACGUAUUCACG
Molecule: messenger RNA, 363 nt
Organism: Ostertagia ostertagi
Lineage: Eukaryota; Metazoa; Nematoda; Chromadorea; Rhabditida; Trichostrongylidae
Source: the annotation of a GenBank genome assembly